Ceraceosorus guamensis is the source of this 3656-nucleotide messenger RNA. Its product is annotated as putative alpha-adaptin C. The coding region runs from base 168 to 3248 and encodes 1026 amino acids. Gene Ontology annotation, molecular function: clathrin-cargo adaptor activity. Lineage: Eukaryota; Fungi; Basidiomycota; Exobasidiomycetes; Ceraceosorales; Ceraceosoraceae. Gene Ontology annotation, cellular component: membrane coat; AP-2 adaptor complex. The transcript has 8 exons. The record is from RefSeq and is a predicted model, not a curated record. Gene Ontology annotation, biological process: intracellular protein transport; clathrin-dependent endocytosis.
CAGCCUCGCCACCUUCCUGGCGAAGGGGAGUCCGAUUCACGACAGUGGAUCGUCUCACUGCUUCCUUGUCGACUUGACCCAACGGAAUAUCGCCCAAACUCCACACCCGAGCUCACUCGCACACACGAAGGCAAAGCGGACAGUGCACUGUAUUUGUGGGCGCCACGAUGGCAAACCAAACGUCCAAUAUGAGGGGCCUGACCUCGUUCAUUGCGGAUCUCAGAGCGUGCAGGGUCCGAGAACUAGAGGAGAAGAGAAUUAACAAAGAGAUGGCCCACAUUCGUCAGAAGUUCAAAGAGGGCGCGCUCGACGGCUACUCCCGCAAAAAAUACCUGGCCAAAAUUCUCUUCACAUCCAUCCUGGGCUACAAUGUCGACAUUGGACACAUGGAAGCCAUCAAUCUGAUCUCCUCCCCCAAAUACUCCGAAAAGCAGAUUGGCUACUUGGCCAUCACGCUGCUCAUGCACGAGAACUCGGAUCUGAUCAGGCUAGUUGUCAACUCUAUCAGAAAGGAUCUGGAUGAUCUCAACGAGAUCAACAAUUGCUUGGCGUUGCAUGCUAUCGCGAACAUCGGCGGCAAGGAGAUGACGGAAGCGCUGGCUGAUGAUGUUCAUCGGCUACUGAUAUCCCCCACGUCGAAGAGCUUCGUGCGGAAAAAGGCGGCUCUGACGCUGCUGAGACUGUACAGAAAGCAUCCGGAGGUCAUGCCCGCGGAAGAGUGGGCGUCUCGCAUUGUGGCGAUCAUGGACAAUGAGAAUCUGGGUGUUGCCCUCGCAGUCACAUCCCUCGUGAUGACGUUGGCUCAAGACCAUCCCGAAGCGUACACGAUUUCAUACGCCAAGGCUGUAGAUCGGCUGCACAAGAUCGUCGUGGAAGAGGACUACACCAACGAAUACGUGUACUACAAGGUCCCUAUUCCAUGGCUGCAGAUCAAGUGCCUGAGGUUACUGCAGUACUACCCGCCCUCUGAUGAUCCCACGCUCCGCAAGACCAUCAAUCAAGUCCUAGAAACCAUCUUGGACAAUUCUCAAGAGACGCCAAAGAAUGUGCAGCACAACAAUGCGCAGAAUGCGGUGUUAUUUGAAGCGAUCAACCUGGCCAUUCACGUUGAUACAGAAUCAGCAGUCGUAUCCAAAGCGAGCGUGCUACUUGGCAGAUUCAUCCUCUCGCGAGAGACCAAUGUGCGGUACCUGGGCCUGGAUACCAUGGCGCACUUGGCAGCGUGCGCGGAAAGCCUGGAACCUAUCAAGAUGCACCAAGAGACCAUCAUAUUGUCCCUUAAGGACAAGGAUAUUAGCGUCCGACGGAGAGGUUUGGAUCUAUUGUAUAGCAUGUGUGACGUGACGAACGCUAGGGUCAUCGUUGCUGAGCUGCUGAGGUAUCUGCAGGUGGCGGACUACGCGCUAAGGGAGGAGAUGGUAUUGAAGAUCGCCAUCUUGACCGAGAAGUUUGCGACGGAGUACUCUUGGUAUGUGGACACAAUCCUCCAAUUGAUCAGUUCUGCUGGCGAUCACGUGGGAGAGGAGGUAUGGUUCAGAGUGAUACAAAUCGUCACGAACAACGAGGACGUUCAGGAGUACGCCGCCAAGCAGGUCUUCGAGUUGCUGAAGUCGCCCUCUUGCCACGAGAGCCUCGUCAAAGUGGGAGGCUACGUGCUUGGAGAGUUCGGCCACUUGAUCGCCAAUGAUGACGGCUCUUCUCCGAUCGAGCAAUUCCACGCGCUCCACUCGCGCUCGCACCUCUGCUCUCAGCCGACCAGGGCCAUCUUGCUAUCGACCUAUGUCAAGUGGCUCAACAUCUUUCCAGAGAUUAGGGAACAAGUGAUGUAUGUCCUCAAUCGGUACAGGCACGUCUUGGACGCAGAGCUGCAGCAGCGAGCCUGCGAAUACGUGGCGUUGGCACAGAUGGAUAAUGACGACCUGCUCCAAGCCGUCUGCGAGGAGAUGCCACCUUUCGCGGAAAAGUCAUCGCUACUACUGACACGUCUGCAGCGCAAGCAUGGGGACACGGGAGAUAAGCGGACUUGGAUCAUUGGAGGCAAGGAAGUAAAUCGAGAGCGCGAGCAAGCUCGAGAAGCGAGCAAGCAAAAGGGUCUCGCGAACGGCGGGGCCAUGCCGACAGGGCCAGCGACGACGAUCAUUCCUAGCAACGCCAGACCCGAUCUUGUUACUGCAGGAGCCAACGAGAACCACGCCACCUAUAAUGGUGGUUCAGGAGGGCAGGACGAUAUUUUAGCUGGUUUGCAAGGAUUAGACUUGAGUAGUGGCAACACCGCUCUCAUCUCUGCUGGCAGCAAUAGUGAAGCAGCCAGCAACCCUGUGGCAGCUGGUCAACCACUCUUGAGCAUUGGAACAAACGGACGCAUCUCUUCUGCAGGCGUUGUGGACUCACCGACGACAGCAUCUCCCAUCACUCCCCGAACGCCCUCAUCCGCCACUGCGAAUAAAUCCCUUGCAGCUCAGCAGACGACGGUCACUGCGGCUCCAUCCUUGACACCGGGUUGGAGCAGGAACUUCAACAGGCUGUGCUUCGUCAAUGAAGGCGUGCUCUUUGAGGAUCACUCGCUGCAGAUUGGUAUCAAGAGCACCUACACAGGGUCGAGUGGCAAGAUCUCGCUGUUCUUUGGCAACAAGCUUUCUGUGGGCUUCUCUUCGCUCACCGUGGUUAUCCGGUCUCAGCAACCGGAAGCUUUGAGCGUCGUGGCCCCAAAAUUACCCGCCAACACGCUAGGAGCCGGAACACAAGUGCAACACGACGUCGAGCUGGAGUGUCUGGAUUUUUUCAGCAAGCCUCCGUUAUUGAGGGUGGCAUACUUAGCAGGCAGCAUGCAAGAAAUCCAGCUGCGCUUGCCCUGCAUCCUCACCAAAUUUGUGCAGCCCGUGCAGCUGGACUCUACAAACUUCUUCGAGAGGUGGAAACAGAUUGGAGCAGCUCCUAGAGAAGCGCAAAAGAUCUUUGCAUUCAAGUUGACUAGCGCUGGAGAAAUUGAUGUCAAGCGGAACAAAAAAGUCGUCGCGGGGGCGAAUGUGGCCGUUUUGGAGAAUAUCGAUCCGAACCCUAAUAACAUCGUCGCGGCCGGCGUGCUCCACAUGGCUCAUGCAGGAAAGGUGGGCUGUUUGCUCAGAUCUGAACCAAACAAGGAAGCCAAGCUUUGCCGUUUGACCAUCAGGACCACCAAUGAUGUUGUCUCUGCAGAGCUGCUGAGGCUGUUCACUGCUGUGCUUGCCAUAGACGCGCAAGACAUCUGAUGACAGUUCGAGACGGACACUCGCCUUCUACGCGUCCUUGGUCUUGGCGUUCACUUGCUAAUCCUACACGCCCACCGACUCCUUGCAAUUGAUCUGAAUAUGUAUAAUGCGAUGUCCGUUCUGCCACCGGGUGAAUAAUGAUACAUGGACAAACUCAAGCUGCCAAGGCGCAGGUGAGAUGCUUGCGCAAGCACUCGUGCACGAUGCUCCGGGGCCAAGAGUGGAUUCGCAUCGCGAGGCAUCAAAGCACAGCGCGACGUUUCAGGCCUCGAGCGCACCGAUGAGUUCCCUCACUCCCACGACUUUUCCGCACUCUUUGCACGUCCUCUCUUGGUCGCUAGACGAAGCCCAAGCUUGAAUGACGGGCUUGAGCUGCGUGCCUAGAUCCGUGCAGAGGAAGCGAGAUUC